AUGGCUAGUUUUAAUACAGCUUUUAAUUUAUGUUCUAUUACGGACUCAAAGGGCCUUUUAGGAGUUUCUGAAGAUGAUGAAGGAUGCGUUGCUGUGACGUUAGGAAAAAGUAUGAUUAUUCGUUGCCGGCUGUCAGAUCAAAAACAGCUUAACAGUUGGAGUUCAACACUUGCAAAAUUAACAUCGAAAGUUGUUUGGGAUCCUGUCGAAGAAAAUUAUGUCGGAGUUUUUGAUAACAUAUAUAUUAAGCAAUGGUCUAAACUAGAUUCAAGUUUAGAAAAAGCUAAAAAGCAUAAAUUUAAAAAUGAAAUUCAUGAAAUAUUAUUAUGUACUAAAGAUGGAAUAGAUAAAAAGCCGAAAUUAAUAGUUUUGUUUAAAAAUGGAUCUAUAAGAGAUUUAGAGUCUGCAGUUAGCAAGAGUAAAGAUGAAAUGAAAGAUGUCAUAAUGCCAGUAGAAACUAUCGAAUCAGCAGAAAUAAUUAUUAAUAGAGAUCAAAAAUAUUUAAUUCUUGUAACAAAAUUUGAAAAUAAAUAUAGACAAUGCUAUUGUGUAUUAUUAAAAAAUGAUUAUACAGUUAGUAAUUCAGUGAAAAAAACAAAACUCAGAAGGCCAGGUACUAGUUUAUUAGGUUUUACCAUAUUAUCUAGGGAAAAGGAAAAUUCAGUUUUAUGUUUUUGGUCUGAUGGUUUUGUAUACUCAUUACCACUACCUAUCGAAUCAGAAAAAGCUCAAGUUGGAAAAUAUUUAGGUGCAAUAAAUCAAAUUAGUAACAAAUCCGAAGUAGCCAUACAACCGAUCGGUCUCGAUCACGUUGCAUUGUACGGUGGUGACAUUUCCGAAGAAGGAGCUUUCCUAGGAAUUUACAAUGUUAAAUUUGGAAUUAUUCAAGCUCACACUAAUUUUAAAAUGUUUAACAAACCCCCGAAAAUGUGGCUGGUCGAUAAUAAUUUAGUCAUCGUCAUGGGACAACGUCUCGUUUGCGUUCCGUUCAAUUUAAACACGGAAAAACUUUCCGCGUUGGUCGGAUCUCGAGCCGUACAUGCAAAUUUGGAAAAUUCAUCGGAAAUAUGUACGAUCGUUCCGACUGCGACGUGGGAUGAGAAUGUUUCGAUACCGGAAAAACAAUCGAUCGAUUAUCCGGAAUCGAUCAAGGAACAAUUGAUCGCAUAUUCAUCCGAAGGAUGGUCGGAAUUCGGGUUUGUUUCUUUUUUUUUUUUUUUUUUUACGAAAUCCUUUUUAAAAUUUACUUUUUAUCUAGUAAUGAUGAUGAUGAUGAUGAUGAUGGGUAAUAAAAACAUUACCAAACUCAAGAUCGGAAGCGAUUGCAAAUCGUUAUUAUUAUUAUUAUCAUCAUUAUCAUUAUUAUCAUUAUGGUUAUAUUAUUUUCUAAUCGUCGUCACUCAACCUGAAAAUACUUGUUACAGAAUUUGUCGGGCACUAAUGACACGAUUGAUUGAAUCCAAGGACGUGAAAACGUUGCUUUGGUGUUUGAACAAUUUCUCCGACAUACCCGAAGAUCAUCUCGUUAAAAUGAUUCAGUUGGCUCUCGGAGAGUCCGACGUAUUUCCAUCGAAAAAUGACACGACAAAAAGUUCGACGUGUAAUAAGAAACGGGUGAACGUGUCAAAAGAAGAAUUCCUUAAUAAAAUACUCGCGACUCCAGUGGAUAAUUUCAAUUUGCUCGUUAAUUUAAAACGACUUUUCAAUUUCGACGAUUGCAUGGCGCUCGUACAUUAUUUAAAUAAUUUAUUUUCUCGAGCGGAAAAUGGUGACGUCAUAGUGGAAGACAGCAUGGCCGUGCUCGAUUGGACAAUGACACUUUUCGAUGGUUUUUAUCAGUAUUUUAUAUUAUCGAAAGAUCCGAAAGUUUUAGAAACGGUUACGGUCAUGAAGGAAAAAAUACAAAAUUUAAUUUUAGUUUUAAAUAAUCUCGCGACGAUCGUUCCACGAUUGAUGAGAAUACAAAAAGGAAAAGUCGUGGAAAAGAAAAAACAUGGAGGAAGUUAUUCGGUGGAAAAAUUUCGAUUAUAUUGUUAA
Molecule: messenger RNA, 2037 nt
Organism: Pediculus humanus corporis (human body louse)
Lineage: Eukaryota; Metazoa; Arthropoda; Insecta; Psocodea; Pediculidae
Exons: 5
Coding region: 1-2037 (678 amino acids)
Biological process (GO): maturation of SSU-rRNA
Cellular component (GO): nucleolus; nucleus
Molecular function (GO): RNA binding
Source: RefSeq, a predicted model, not a curated record